ACUUUCAUCCAUUGAAAUGCACGCGUGCUUCGUCCGGAGCAAGCCACGCCGGUUCGUUGAUUCGAAAUAACAGUGAAGCCGCUGCCUAUUUCGUCAAACAAAACAAACUGAAUUCUAGUAGUGGACCAUACCAAAACUUAAGUGAUUUGCAGCGGUUUAAUGAGUAGUACUCACUUUGUGAAAUUGUUUUUCCAUUAGUUGGUGGUAAAGCGAUGCGCUAAAAUGGGCCACAGUGAUGGUAGUCCGCGCACUCCGGACCUGCCGCCUCUCCCGCCGCCCAUACAGCCAUGCAGCGGCUUUCUUGGCAAUGGCAAAUCGGUGAUUCGACCAAUAGCCUUCAAGCCGCUAGGCGGGCGCCUCUCUGCGGGCGGAGAGCGUUAUGGCUCCACUCCAGUGCUGGCCAGUCGACCGCCGUCGCUUAUGACUUUAUAUGGUAGUUCGUCGGAUGUCCGCGAGGCUCGUUGGUGCGGGUCCCCACAACCAGCGUCGUUGUCCGCUUUGCCGCCCGCGCCGCUGUCCGCUCCCCUCCAUCAGCGGCACCACUCUGCUAUAGUAACUAAAUCCGGUUCGGGUUUGGGCACAGACAGCAAGGAGCCGAUCCCGGCGCCUUCGCCGGCGGACUCCGGAGUCUCCGAACUUGAGAGGGAUCAACAUGAUUAUAGUACAACAGACCGGCUGCGCGGCCACGACGUACGAUUGCGUGCGCCGCGCCUCAUGCUCCAGACGUACAGGCGCGACGCGCGCGACGAGCGCGACACCGAGCUGGCGCGCGUGCGCCGCGACCGCGCGUUGCUACGGCAACGCCUCGAGGACACCGAGUGGAGUCUCUGCCAGCGCGCCGGGGAGAUAGCGCUACUCAAGACGCAGCUGAAGGACGCCCAGAAUGAGCAAACUGCUAAAGGGCACGAGUAUCUCACACUCAAAGCAGACUGCCGGCAACUCAGAGAAACUGUCGACAAAAAAGAAUCAGACAUAACGAGACUUCGCGCGGAAUCUGAGGAGAAACAGCGAACCAUAAAAAGACUGCAGGCCGAAGUCGAGAGACUGACGAACGAUCUAAUGGCCAGCGUCGCCGACCUCAACAAGAACAAAGAGACUAGCAAAAACGAAAUGGACAAACUGAAGACAGAAUUGAAGGAACUCAGACAGGAACUGUCCGACGUUUCUCUCAGCGGGUACGAGGGUAUCGAGUGCGGGAGGACGCUACGGGGCAUUUACGAGUGCAAGAACGAGUAUUGGACGUCCAACGAGAGCGCUCUGGACGCGGAGGUCCAGCGACUCAACGGGGAGCUGCCGGACCCGUGUAGCAACAACUGUCCGGCGAACGCGGUCGUCGACCGGCUCAAGGCCGAGCUGGAGUCUAAAGAGGCGCAGUUCAGCAACGAGAGGAGGAAAUGGUCGGAGGAGAAGGACAAAGUGCUGAGAUACCAAAAGCAACUGCAGAUGAACUACGUGCAAAUGUUCAAGCGGACGCGGACCCUCGAAGCGGAAAUAGACGGCCUGCGACUCGAACUGGAGCUGUGCAACAAGAACAUGAAGAACAUCAACCAGCACGGGAAGACCAUCGAGUUGUGAACCAAAUUCUAGUGUAGUAUUUAUUUGAUGGACUUUUUGUAAAUAAUCUUGCCGUCGGUUCUCCAUAUCGAUUUAUUUAAUACUCAUCGAAGGACAUAAGUAUAAAUUAUUGUACAUUUCCUAGUUUAAGUUC
Messenger RNA from Zerene cesonia (dogface butterfly), 1708 nucleotides. RefSeq names its product leucine zipper putative tumor suppressor 2 homolog. The transcript is spliced from 7 exons. Bases 223 to 1575 code for a protein of 450 amino acids. The record is from RefSeq and is a predicted model, not a curated record. NCBI's taxonomy places the organism in Eukaryota, Metazoa, Arthropoda, Insecta, Lepidoptera, Pieridae.